Symbiodinium necroappetens is the source of this 450-nucleotide messenger RNA. Lineage: Eukaryota; Dinophyceae; Suessiales; Symbiodiniaceae. The record is from the annotation of a GenBank genome assembly.
AUGUGGCACUAUGAAUCUCGAACCCCAAAGCCGACGGUUCUGUGGUCCUCAAGCCGGGCCAUUACCAAAUUUUGGCUAGGACGCCUUAAGCGCUCCGAGGUGCGGGCCAAGGCCGAGCUUCGCAAUCCCCAGCGCCGUGGGCCACCUGUCAAGAGGUGGCAGGACAAGGAGGGGCGGAGCCGCUUCCAGGGCACAUUUGAUCUGAGGCAGUACACAGCCGCUUUCGGGCAGAAGAUUGCCUCAGAGCUCCAUAGCUUGAUCAAGUUCACCCCCAGACUCAAUCAUGAUGAUGAACUCCAAAGCCGUGAAGCUAUAGAUAUUUGGAAUGAUUGGGAGUGGGGUGACAUGUGGCACAUGGCUGAAAUGGUUGACUUUGUGCGGUACCUCUAUGGUGCAAAGGCCAUGGCAAUCCCAAGUGAAUGGAGACCAGUCCUCCCCAAAGAACUUUGA